This is a messenger RNA of Mesorhabditis spiculigera, 276 nucleotides long. The record is from the annotation of a GenBank genome assembly. NCBI's taxonomy places the organism in Eukaryota, Metazoa, Nematoda, Chromadorea, Rhabditida, Rhabditidae.
AUGGUAACCAGUGACCAAACCAGCAGCAAGGUCAAAGACGACCUGCACACCUUCCAAGUGCUCGCCAUGCUGGCCGGCUUCACGCUGAUGUGCGCGUGGAUUGCGUGGAAUGUCGUCUCGGUGGUGCGCGCGAGGAACAGCAUCCCGCUCGAGCUGCGGCAGCAGUACAUCGCCAACAAGCUGGCCGAAAUGGAGAUGAUGUACGCGUGUAUGGGGGACGAGGAUGAUUCGGUGAGGAAGGAUGAGGUGGACCCGGAAGGCAUCGACGUCCAGACC